CAAUUUUAUCAAAACCACAAAAUAAACAUGCACAAACUCACUUUAAUUAUAGAAAGAACGGAAGUGCAAUUCCGUCACUAAAAAUAUCCAAUAACCAUAAUUUUUUCCAGUUAAAGGCCAAGUCCAAAAGUCUCCAUCUUUGACUCUUUAAAUUUUUUUCUUUUUAACAAAAUUACAAAUCAAAGAACCCUAAUAUUAAACCCUUUUAAAUUUUAAUCAAAAUGUUGAAUAAAGUGUUUUUAAUUUAGUUUUGUAAUAGUGAUUACUGAAAAAAUUAGCAAAGAGGAAAUUUUUUUUAGGGAUCAAAUAUUUUUAUGAUGAUUGAAACGGCGGUGGUGGUUGAUUAUUUGGUGCCGUCGUGGUGGGAGGUCAAAGUGGCGGUCGCGGCGUCGGUGUUCGUGAUCGUUUCUUAUUGGUUUUUUGCAUUACAAGGCAAAGAUGGUGACGGCGGUGAUCGAUCGCAGGUUUCGGAGAGUUCUGCUGAAGGAAUUCUUGACGAUAAAGAGAAGAUAGUCCAGUUGAAAGGAGAUGUCCAAACUAAUUCUCGAUAUCUAAUCAAGGUGGAAUUGCUGGCAGCUAAGAAUCUUAUUGGUGCUAACUUGAAUGGCACUUCAGAUCCUUAUGCUAUCAUUACUUGUGGUUCUGAAAAGAGAUUCAGUUCGAUGGUUCCUGGUUCAAGAAACCCCAUGUGGGGAGAGGAGUUCGAUUUCUCUGUAGAUGAGCUUCCCGUACAGAUAAAUGUGACAAUAUAUGACUGGGAUAUAAUUUGGAAGAGUGCUGUUCUUGGUUCAGUUACAAUUCCGGUUGACACUGAAGGUCAAAGUAAUGCAGUAUGGCAUACCUUAGAUAGCACAUCUGGACAGGUCUGUCUACAUAUCAAAACUAUAAAACUCCCCGUGAAUUCCAGGGGUAUGAAUGGAUAUGCUGGAGCUAAUACUCGAAGAAGGAUUUCUUCAGAUAAACAAGGACCUACUGUGGUUCAUCAAAAGCCAGGGCCUUUACAAACAAUAUUUAAGCUCCUUCCAGAUGAGGUUGUGGAGCAUAGUUACUCAUGUGCACUUGAGAGAUCAUUCUUGUACCAUGGUCGUAUGUAUGUCUCUGCAUGGCACAUUUGUUUCCAUUCUAAUGUGUUCUCAAAACAAAUGAAGGUGGUGAUACCAUUUGGGGAUAUAGAUGAGAUUCGUAGAAGUCAGCAUGCAUUCAUUAAUCCUGCAAUAACAAUUAUUCUUCGCAUGGGUGCUGGUGGGCAUGGUGUACCUCCAUUGGGGAGCUCUGAUGGUAGAGUCAGGUAUAAAUUUGCAUCAUUUUGGAACCGGAACCAUGCAUUAAGAGCAUUACAGCGCGCAUCAAAGAACUACCAUACAAUGUUGGAAGCUGAAAAGAAGGAAAUAGCAGAAUCAGCAUUGCGUGCACACAGCAGCUCUAUUAGAGGUAGUAGAAGGCAAGCUACGGCUCCCAAAGAUAAUGCAUCUAAACCUGAAAAAUCACAAGCUUUUAUCAAAGAAGAAGUUCUUGUUGGUAUCUACAAUGAUGUAUUUCCGUGCACUGCAGAGCAGUUUUAUAAUUUGUUAUUAAGUGAUGACUCUAGUUUUACUAAUGAGUAUCGUGCAGUACGGAAGGAUACAAAUCUUUCGAUGGGACAGUGGCACCCUGCUGAUGAAUAUGACGGCCUAGUGAGAGAGAUAACAUUCAGAACCAUUUGUAACAGUCCCAUGUGUCCUCCAGACACUGCCAUGACAGAGUACCAGCAUUCCAUUUUAUCACCCGAUAAGAAAAAGCUUGUUUUUGAAACUGUACAACAGGCACACGAUGUUCCAUUCGGCAGCUACUUCGAGGUACAUUGCAGAUGGUGUGUGGAGACCAAUGGCGAAAAUUCGUCCAUUCUAGAUGUCAGAGUGGGUGCACAUUUCAAGAAAUGGUGUGUGAUGCAAUCGAAAAUUAGAUCAGGCGCUAUCAACGAGUACAAGAAAGAGGUAGAGGUGAUGUUAGACGUCGCCCGCUCUUAUAUCAAAUCACAUACAACCGGUGGUGAGACCAAUAACUCAUCAUCCUCACCCCCAGUUACACAACAAGGUAUCAGCUAGCUAAUAAACUCUUUGAUUUUAUUGUAUAAUUCCUUUUUUCUUUAAUACAAGUAAUGUAAGAAUUAUAUGUAGAGGUACCAAGGUUUUUGCAAUGACCUUGGGUGUAUAAUGUAACUUAACCCUUCUUUUUCUUUAAGGUUCUUGUAAUGCAGUUUUAACUAUAAUGGUGGGCUAA
Messenger RNA from Gossypium arboreum, 2259 nucleotides. Its product is annotated as BAG-associated GRAM protein 1-like. NCBI's taxonomy places the organism in Eukaryota, Viridiplantae, Streptophyta, Magnoliopsida, Malvales, Malvaceae. The record is from RefSeq and is a predicted model, not a curated record. The transcript is spliced from 18 exons. The coding region runs from base 315 to 2084 and encodes 589 amino acids.